Molecule: messenger RNA, 1919 nt
Organism: Pollicipes pollicipes
Lineage: Eukaryota; Metazoa; Arthropoda; Thecostraca; Pollicipedomorpha; Pollicipedidae
Product: N-fatty-acyl-amino acid synthase/hydrolase PM20D1
Exons: 2
Coding region: 7-1521 (504 amino acids)
Biological process (GO): amino acid metabolic process; lipid metabolic process
Molecular function (GO): hydrolase activity, acting on carbon-nitrogen (but not peptide) bonds, in linear amides
Source: RefSeq, a predicted model, not a curated record
GCCAUCAUGUGGGACCUUGUGACGGCCGGCAAGGUGGCACUGACCCUGAUAGUAGGGCUGGUGUCAGUAGUGGCGGGCCGCGCGCUCAGCUGCCGCCGGCGCCGCUACCGCUUCAGCAGCGCCGACCUGAGCGACGCCGACCUCGAGCCAGCCUCGCUGCGCGGCAGCGAGGACCGGCUGGCCCAGGGCCUGCGCAUUCCCACCGUCUCAACGUCCCGGGACGACCCGCCGCCGCGUGAGCAGCUGCUUCGCUACCACCAGCACCUUCGCGACAGCUUUCCGACGGUGUUCAGCUCGCACGCGGUGACGGUCGAGGUGGUAAACGAGCUGAGCCUGCUGCUGACGGUGGCCGGCAGCGAGCCCCAGCUGUCGCCCUACCUCCUGCUCUCGCACAUGGACGUGGUGCCGGUCGUCGAAGAGCACUGGAGCUGGCCGCCGUUCGACGGCCUCGUCCAGGACGGCUACAUCAUCGGCCGCGGCGCUAUCGACGUCAAGCAGACGACGCACGCCAUCCUGGAGAGCCUGGAGCGGCGGCUGCUGGCCGGCGACCUGCCACGCCGCCCGCUGAUCGUGGCGCUCGGGCACGACGAGGAGGUGUCGGGGCGGGAGGGCGCCGCGCGAAUUGGCCACCUGUUGGAGCAGCGCGGCGCGCGCCCGCUCUUCGUGCUCGACGAGGGCAUCACGCUGAUGCAGGGCUUCUUUCCGGGAGUGCGCCAGCCACUGGCCGUGGUCGGCGUGAGCGAGAAGGGCUACCUGGCGCUGGAGGUGACGGCGCGCGGCCAGGCCGGCCACUCGAGUAUCCCGCCGGUUCCAACGGCUGUCGGCCGGCUGGCGCGCGCCGUCAACCGGCUGCACGCCGACCCGCAGCCGGUGCUGUUCGGGCGCGGGCCCGAGAUGGAGCUGCUGCGCGUCAUGGGGCCCGUGGCGUCGCCGCCGUUCCGGCUCGUCUACGCCAAUCUGUGGCUGUUUGGCGCCGUGCUGAAGCGCGCCUUCCUGAAGAACCCAGCCUUGCGCGCCAGCGUGCAGACCACCACCGCCGUCACCGUGCUCAGGGGUGGGUACAAGGAGAACGUGGUGCCGGCGCACGCCAGCGCUAUCAUAAACCACCGCAUCUCGCCGCUGCAGGACCGCGACGACGUGAUGGCGUGCGACCGCAAUGCCAUCUCAGACCCGGAGAUGGAGUUUGAAGUUCUGCACCACUCGCCGGCGUCGCCCAUCUCGCCGUACGGGGAGGAUGACGCGCCGUUCGGCCUGCUAGCCGGCACUGUGCGGCAGCUUUACGGCGAUGAUGUUCUGACGGCGCCGGCCGUCAUGGUGGCCAACACGGACACGCGCCACUACCUCCACCUCACCGACAACGUGUACCGUUUCAACCCCAUCGUGCUGCGGCCGGAUCAGCUCGGCAUGUUCCACGGCAACGACGAGAGGAUCUCCGUCGAGAACUACCACAACUGCAUCCGAUUCUAUUAUAGGCUGAUGAAGAAUAUGGAGAGCGAUGCCGUGGUAGCUCAAAUGCCUUAGAUCACGGUGAUGGACACGCCCGCACAGUGAAGGGGGCCGCAGGAUCCAGGGGACGAGAUAGACCUCGAAAUGUACGCGCGAGUCUGGCUCAGCAGGUGGGGCGGCGAGGUACCGGUCUGGCUCGGCAGGUCGGGCGGCAGGGUACCGGCCUGGCUCGGCAGGUCGGGCGGCAGGGUACCGGCCUGGCUCGACAGGUCGGGCGGCAGGGUACCGGCCUGGCUCGACAGGUCGGGCGACAGGGUACCGGCCUGGCUCGACAGGUCGGGCGGCAGGGUACCGGUCUGGCUCGACGGUCGGGCGGCAGGGUACCGGUCUGGCUCGACAGGUCGGGCGGCAGGGUACCGGUCUGGCUCGGCAGGUCGGGCGGCAGGGUACCGGCCUGGCUCGGCAGGUCGGGC